Messenger RNA from Portunus trituberculatus (swimming crab), 7896 nucleotides. RefSeq lists its product as uncharacterized. The transcript is spliced from 15 exons. Lineage: Eukaryota; Metazoa; Arthropoda; Malacostraca; Decapoda; Portunidae. Gene Ontology annotation, molecular function: metalloendopeptidase activity. The coding region runs from base 150 to 5039 and encodes 1629 amino acids. Gene Ontology annotation, biological process: protein processing. Gene Ontology annotation, cellular component: plasma membrane. The record is from RefSeq and is a predicted model, not a curated record.
GUCAUUAGCGUCAUCUGGAGCACACACCACCACCUUCAGUUCCAUUACUACUCACCGUUCAACUUCCCAUCCCAUCUGGCAUCUCCUCCUGGCUCUGUGGCGCCCCAAGGAUACCACCACUGCCUCCUCAGCAUCCGCCACUGAGACGUAUGGCCACGAGUACGCUUUCACAAGGGACGGACAUCAUGCUGUACCUCUCCCUUCAGCGGCGCGGCAGAUACAAUUACCGCAGAAGAAUGAAACCAACAGUGACCCUAGGAACUAACAGUGACUCUUACAGGCACACUGAUCCUUCCACCAUCGUCACAAGCACACCACAACAGUCAAGCCCAGACACACAGCCACCUGAAACCGAGCAACCCCCAGAUCCCGACACUCCUCAUCACCCAACUCUGAAAAACAAGCAGGAGAUGCAACACACUGAUGCUAACACACAACAACAACCAGAUCCAGACACUCCACAACACCCAACACUCAACACCAACCAAAAAACAGGUCCGAAAACUACUCAACACCCUGAUGUCGACACCCCAAAACACACAGAUCCUAAUACCCAGCAACACUUAACUGAAAACACCGAGGUACUUCAUGGAGAACGUGAUAUCUUGCAACACUUAGAUUUCGAAACACAACAGCACCCGGAUAACGACACUCCUCAACAUCCUACCAGGAAAAACCAGCAACACCAAGCAUCCAACACUUCGCAACCCACUGAUUCUGACUCUCCUCUGCAACACUCGAACCGCAACACCCAUCAACUCUUGGAUUCUGAGCAGCAGCAAUCCGAGCAAGCCACACUGCAACACCAGGCUCAAGACACCCAGCAACACCCAGAUCCUGACACACCACAACACCCAAUGCACAACACACAGCAAAAGCCGAACCUUCGCACUCCUCAGCACUCGAAUCCCGAUACCCAGCAACACUCAGUCUCCAAUACUCAGGAACACUUAGAUCCUGAUACUCCCGAACACCCAACUCGCAAAAAUCAGCAACUCUCAGUUGACACACAUCAACACUCCGAUUCCGAUGCACCUCAACAUCCACCUGUACAGAAAUACACAAUACCCGAGAGCCAACAACACACAACACCUGUCACACAGCAACACUCAGCACCAGAUAUACCUCAUCAUCCAAAAUUCAACACCCAGGAAAAGCCAAGUCAACAAAACCAAGCCUCAGAUGCACACACGCAACGCACAACACAAGAUGCCCAGGAAAACCCAACCAUCGUUGAAGGUCAACAGCCGGAGUCCACCGUCCCUCACCACCCAACGCGUAACACGGAACAAAAGCAACACACAGCACAAGACACUCAAGACAAUGCCGCUCACCCUUACUCUUCUAUCUCCCUCCUCCACCCGCCACACGCCCAGUACCACCCAACUCCACACACAGAGCAAACUCCGACCACACACACCGAGCACCGCCCAACUGCACAUCCAGAGCACCGCCCAACCGCACAUCCAGAGCAUCGCCCAGUCCUGCACAUCCAGCCACACCCAACGUCACAGACACAGCAUCAUCCAACCCUGACGCCGCAGCUCCUGCUCGGCACUCCUUGGCGGCUGCCCCACUCAGACGUGAGCCUCACUCCACAGGAAGAGGGAGCGGACUCUUCUUCUCACGAUUUUUCAUACAAGAAGAGUACAGCAACCUCUCAAAACUUUCCUAUCGAUGCUGUCCACGGAGAGACUCUGGGCGGCAAAGAGCACAACGAGUCGUCACACCCCGCCAUGAUGGGAAGUCACGGGGCAUACCCAGCGGCGGAGAGAAGGCCGGAUGAAGAGGACAGCCCACCUGUUGAGCCGAAGCUGGAUGACCACUUUUUUAUGCACCCUAUGCCGCACUACCGUGAUGUCUCGUUCACCAGCCCCCCCACUGGGCAUGAUGCCACGGACACUAGCACGAGCAGCAGUCCAUUCAGUGUCGAAAUGGGACAGGACCUCUCCACUCCAAACAGUAAUUCCUCCCAUGCUACAACAGAGGCGCAGGAGAUGGAGGAGGAUCAGGUCAGAGAGGAGCUUUCUCUUCACAUUGAGGAACAUCCAAACCAAGAUUCAUCGGCUUUUCACAGCGAGCGUGGGAAGAAAGUUCUGCAGCUUCAGGGACCAGUAGUAAUGGAAUCCAUCGAUUAUUCUUCUCUUGUUCCACUCGUGGGACAGUCAAGGGAAAUGCUAACCUUAAAAGACAAUGAGACCACUGUCCUAGCAAUGCUGAAAGUCGCACAGACCUCGGGAGGCUCCGGGGACACACUCCAGACUAAUGCAAUGAUACAACCUGAAGAUAUGAGUAGUGUAGGGGACGGCCGCUACACUGAGGUGUCUCACCGAGACAGCCUUCCCAGCCUCGAGGUGGGUGUUACAGGAACCACCACAGCCAAGCUGGUCCACACGGAGAAUGGGGGUCGUGACAUGAAGGCAGUCUUGAUCAAAAAGGACUCCAAGUCGCUGGACAACAGGAAGACAGUGAACGCUAUUGACACCACCGCGGAAAAAAAUCAAGUUGACGUCACUCGUGAACAAGACGAGACCAACAUUCUCUCCACGACUAAGCCAAUAUACGAGGAAAUCUCAGGCGCGUUGAAGGUGGACACGAGUAUUGACGACGUGGAGGACUUUGACGUGCAGAUGAAACACACCGAGCAUUCCAAUGACUUUCUCCCGCAGGCCAACACGUCGCACAUCAACCUCAUCGACGUGUCCCUUCACUCACAGAACCCCAGCGACCUUCUUGAUAGCAACGAAUCCUCUCUCCCCUCCACCCUUAACCCCUCCUCCUCGACCGACCCUCAGACUUCCCAGACCCCUACUCCGCAGACCUUCUCUAAUUAUCCCAGCCACUACCCACCCAAGUUCACCAUCAGUCAGGAGACAGACGCCACCAUGACCACAGUGGCAGGCGAGGGGAGCGACAGCUGGUCCCCGUUCGUAGCCAACUUCUCCAGCCUGGACAACACAACGCUGAGCCUGAACGCGUCUCUCAUCCAGAGGAGCCACGUGCUGAGCCUCGAGGAGCACUACAAGAUGGUGCUGCGCGAAAGAGGGAGUCUGAUGCUGCAACUGAUGGACCCGUCUGCUGACCCUUGCGAGGACUUCUACCAGUUCGCCUGCGGAAGGUGGAAUGGAAAGUUCCCAAUCAGACAAGACAAGGCCGUGGACAAUACCUUCGAGCGCUUGAAGGAGGACCUAGACGACGUACUGCGCUCUCUGCUGGAGGAGGAGCCUUUAACUUCCGACAAUAACAUCACCAUCACCGUCAAGACUUUGUACGCCGGCUGCAUGAACACUGAAGCCAUCGAGGUCAUGGGAGCUGAGCCGCUGCUGGCAUUGCUGCGGGAGCUGGGUGGCUGGCCCGUACUGGAAGGGGACGCCUGGAAUAACACCGAUUAUGACUGGGUGCGGCAGAUGGCUCGCCUCAGGAACUACAACAAUGAUAUCCUUAUCUCGGAGUGGGUGGCGGCUGACAUCACCAACUCAUCCAAUCACAUCAUUCAGUUGGACCAGCCUGAAUUAGGUCUGCCAGGGCGGGAGUAUUUCAUCAACCCCGGAGACUACCAGUACCGCGAAGCCUACCUGGAUCUCAUGCUCAAUGUGGCGCAGAUGCUGGGCGCGCCUCUUCCAGUGGCUCUCAAAGACAUGACGGAGGUUCUGCACUUCGAGACGCAUCUGUCAAGGAUUCUGACGCCAGCCGAGGAGAGGAGGAAUCUGUCAGCCGUUCAUCGCCGCCUCACCGUGGACCAGCUCGGCGAGGAGGUGCCUGAGAUUGACUGGACCCAAUACCUAGACAUCAUCACGUGGUACAACAACCACUCUGACGAGGUAGUGGUGUUCGGCCUCGACUACUUCAAGAAGCUCGUCUCCCUGCUCGAGUACACGGACGACAGGACCGUGAGUAACUACCUGCUGUGGCGCUUCGUCAAAAACAGGAUCAGUAACCUCGGGGAGCGGUACACGAAGGUGAAGCAGGACUACAUCAAGGUGCUCUUUGGCAGACAGAGCCAGCCCGAACGAUGGCGGUCGUGCGUGACAUACGUGAGCGGCAACCUGGGCUACGUGGUGGGCGCAAUGUUCGUCAAGAGAUACUUCCCAGAGGCCAGCAAGAAUGACACCGACGAGAUGAUUGGACUCAUACGGGAGUCGUUUGGUUCGGCGCUACAGGCUGCCCACUGGAUGAACGAGGAGACGAGGCAGGUGGCGCAGGAGAAGGUGAACACGAUAGUCAAGAACGUGGGCUAUCCGGAAUACCUGCUCAACGACACCUAUAUGGAUCAGGUGUACAAUGAGCUGAGCUUCAACCGGGAGACGCAUUUCGAGAACGUGCUCAAGAUGUUGCAGUUCCACGCUCGCACCAACCAUGACCUACUGUCCGUGCCCGUGAACCGCACAGCCUGGGUCACCUCCCCCGCAGUCGUCAACGCCUACUACAGCAGAUCCAAGAACAUGAUUGUGUUUCCAGCGGGCAUCUUGCAGCCACCAUUCUACCACCCAGCCUUCCCGCGCUCCCUCAACUAUGGCGGCAUCGGGGUGGUCAUCGGGCACGAGAUAACACACGGUUUCGAUGACCGCGGCCGCCAGUUUGACAAGAACGGCAACCUUCAACAGUGGUGGACCCCGAGUGACGUGUCUCAGUUCUACCAGCGCGCCUCCUGCAUGCUAGACCAAUACGGGGAGUACGAGGUGGACGAGGUAGGGCUCAAGAUCAACCCUGUGAACACCUUGGGAGAGAACAUCGCUGAUAACGCUGGCAUCAAGAUCUCCUAUCAGGCAUAUCAGAACUGGAGGAAGAACAACGAGGAGACGGUAACUCUGCCCUUCGUCAACCUCACCCACGACCAGCUCUUCUUCCUUAACUUCGGGCAGAUCUGGUGUGAGAUCAACAGCCCCGAGGCGAUGCUGACCAAGAUUCGCAGCGGCCAACACUCCCCCAAUAGAUUCAGGGUGAUUGGAACGUUGUCAAAUUCCGAAGAGUUCAGUGAAGCCUACAGCUGUCCGUUGGGGAGCGCCAUGAACCCUGAGAGGAAAUGUCGCGUAUGGUGAGGCGUUCACAGAGGAGCCGCCACCACGCCGCCCGGACUACAGGCGCUCCCCAUGCCACGUGAGGGAACCUGGGAGGGGCAGCGCCUUCCCCCACGUCCCUUCACACCCUAAUGGCAGCCGAGCGGGAAGGGCGCGAGGGAGGGGCAAGAGAAGAAGAAUAGAGAGAGAGAUAUCCAACUACAAGAAUAAAAACAACGCAGACAAUACUAGCCAAUGUAGUUGCUCGAUCCGCAUAGUUCUCUCACUGCCACACUGAUGAAGACCAAAAAAAAAAAGUGUGUGUGUGUGUGUGUGUGUGUGUGUGUGUGUGUGUGUGUGUGUGUGUGUAUGUAUGUAUGUAUGUGUCGUGCUCCAAUUGCGACAGUGAUGUGUUGCCGGGAAGAGCACAGGACUAGUGGACUCGGUAAGAAACGGCAAACAAGAUCAUUCCGCCGGGUGGAUACAAUAUUCAGAGAGAGAUGCGGUACUCAUCAGCUCCCGCCCUCGCCACCGCCGGCUUGGCCACCACGCGGGCGGAGACGCAGAGACGGGACUUGAGAGGCUGAAGAGGAAGAGUCCGUAGCAAUCAGGCAGUAAAGGGCGUGAGUAUGCCUGACAAGGCGUGACAGGGAAACCGGUGCUGAAAGUGGUGGUAUCUGCAGUGGCGAUGGUAGUAUAUAGGGGUGGUAUUGGUAGUCGCUAUGGUGGAGGCAGUUAUGGUAAUUGUGGUUGUGGUGAUAACGGCAGUUUAGCCAGCCUCCAUUUCUCUCCCUCCUGCCCCACCUCGCCCUACCCAGUCAGUCCUCUCUCCCAGCCCUUUUCCAAACUACGUAACUACAAUACGAGUAUUUAACCACGUGAAUUGUCGUUUGUAAAGUGGUGACGACUAACUACUCUAAUACAUUCCACCUCCUUUCCCUCUCCCCCAAACACCUUAACCCUCGCCUCCACCUCCUCCCUCCUCCUCCAGUCCUCAGCUGCCCCUCUCACCCACCUGCCCGGUAUUAAUAAUAUCAAUAAUAAUAACAAUAAUAAUAGUAAUAAUAAUAAUAACAAUAAUGUACAUUCAUCCUGUUGGUGUUAAAUAGUGAAGAUUUAUAAAACUAUCAGAGCAUUUAAAGUAUAUAGUUAAAUGUUAUAGUAGACGUAGGUGUGUAUGUGUGUGUGUGCCUGUGUGUGUGUGAGGAAGAACGUGCGUGCUGUGAUAGAAAGUUGCGAAGUCUUUGUUCUGCUCAAGAUUUACAUAUAAAAAUAAAAAUAAACUAAAUAAUGAUGAUACCAAUAACAGUAAUGAUAAAAGUAAUGAAAUAAAUAAUAAUUGUCAGUCCAUGUACAUCGUAAGUCAAUCAAUCACGUGGAGCUUCGAACCCAACAGAGUUUACCUCCCUGCCUUUCCCCGGCCCUAUAUUCGUAUCCGUCUGUGCGUGGGUGUGUACAUAUUAUCUCCCCGUGUAUGUGUAAAUAUACGUCUGGGCUAUAUGAUAUUUAUUUGUAUAUGUGUGGGUGAGAGCAAUGGGCGCCGCAGCCUGUGGUGGGGUCAGGUUUAAUAGGACAGGACAAGAAGAAAUAAAUUCCAGUUUGAUAAUGUUAGAUCUGAAAGAGGGCUGGGAAAAAAAAUACUAGAAUAUGAUAAGAAAUGAGUGUGUUAAUGUUGAUAAAGUGAUACAUAAGCACGAGUUAGGAAGAAACAGUAGGAUAAAUGCGAAAGAAAUAGCUUCAGUUGUGAGAUAAAAAAAUAAAGAAACAGCAGGACUGAAACUGGAUUUUAGAAUAGAAUAAUGGAUGGCUGGAAUAGACUCAGUAGUCAGGCUGGUAGUGCUGAAUCUACAGGGAGCUUUCAAAGAUUAGACAAAUUUAUGGAUGAGGAAGAUAGAUGGAAAUAGGGAUUGUUUUAUACAGGGACUUCAAAACCAACUUGCCACAUAUUCCUGUGUCCUUGUAGUACACUAACACUCCACGCUCACUCUUAUUAUAUCGUUUUCUCCAUUCUUAAUCCUCUGAGCUGAUACCAAACUUCUUACAAAACCUUUCAAUUUAUAUUUCUUUGCAGUUCGAAGAUUUUAUCCUAUUAGUAACACAUCGUUAGUUAUAUUCUGGAUAUCUUUACAGAGUUUAAGAUAAGAUUGAUAUUUUCUUAAUUUUUUGGUAAAAAUCAUAAUCACUCAUCCAUCACAUCUGCAUAUCAUUGACUGUCAUGACUAAAUAAUUGGCAGCUACAUGACGUCAAAGUUAUGUGUAGUACUUAUUUGACUAGCCAGAAAACAUUAGGCGCAGUGGAGUGAUUUAAGUUACUAGGCAGAGCAGACCGUGUCGAAAGCUAGCAAUUUAGGACUUCAAGUGUUUCUUCCUUGCUACGGAACUGUUACCUGAUUAUUAGUUCGAUAUGAAGUGCAGGAAACUAAACUAACUCAUCGUCUUCGAGUAACGGACAGCAGUACAACGCUAUUUAUUGAAUGGCCCCACUACCACAGGCUUCAGCGCCAUAUUUUCUCUUUCCACACACUAUAUGCGGACUAGAGAUCUCGAAUGCUCGUCCAUGCGUUCCCCGCUGUUUUGCCCCAUCCCGCCUCGCCUUUUCACGUUAUGCUCUUGUGUCCCUGUGUACUCUCUCUCCCUCCCCCAGAACACAGCCCUGCCCUCUCCUCCACCAACGCAAUACUUUCCACGGCGACGAUCCUCAAGUGUAGAUAUUUCUUAUAUCAGUGUUUUUGGAAUGCGGGAGGAGAGUGUGUCGUAGAAGUGUUUCCCUCGGAGUGUGUGUAGAGAACGUGUUUCCUAGAAUGGUUUAAGGCAAGUGUUCCCUAGAAGGAUUUAGGGGGAUGUGCUCCCUAGAAGGGUUUUAGGGGAUGUAUAUUCCCCAUAAUAAACUAACUCUUAA